AAAUUGUGUCGGGACGAUAGAAUAGCCAAGCCUUGGUGUUUUCCGCACAGCUUGGCACUUUCAACGACCUUCCUGUCCGAGUAAUACCCCGCGUUGCGAAUCGCUCUGCAAUCGCCCUGCCAAACCUGGUGCGCAGUGUUGCAUUUUGGUUCGCCGGGUUGAGAGAUAUGCGAUAUUGCCUCCUUAUGGCGACGGUUAUUAUAUAUCGGCACCAUGCUCGCUAACACCUGGGCCCCGACUCCAUGGGUCGCAAGGUCGCAAGCUCGCCCGCUGGUAAAUAUUUGAUCGAGUGCUCCCUCUUCGUGACACCGCAGCAGGAGCAGCACCAGCCGUAGCAGCAACCCAACAAAGCCAGGUCCCUCUCUUUCUCGUCGAGUUGACAUGUCGGCCGAGCAAGAGAAGACGGCCGCUGCCGUCGGCGUCGCUUCGCCAGAGAGCGAAGCGGCGGAAGCCCCCCCAAGUGAGAAGGACAGGCGCACAGGAAACUCGGAGGAUGAUGUCAAAGUCGACAUCAACCUCUCCGACGAUGAGCUCGUGGUCACCGACAUCUUCAAACCGCUCCCGCCUUUGGAGGGUGUCCCUGCGGAGCCACACCCGCUGACCAUGCGUGCUGUCCUCGUCGGUGUUCUGCUUGGGUCACUGGUUAACGCUUCCAACGUGUACCUUGGUCUGAAAACCGGCUUCACGUUUGGAUCAUCCAUGUUCGGCGCCAUAUUCGGCUAUGGCAUCGUCAAGAUCUUAUCCACGACCUUUGCCGGCGUGCCCAUCAUCGGCAUGCCCUUUGGCCCCCAGGAGAACAGCAUCAUCCAAGCAGCCGCAGCCGGUGCUGGUGGUCUUAGCGGCCUCUUCGUCGCCGCCCUGCCCGCCAUGUACAACCUCGACCUCCUCUCCAAGGAGGUCAAGGACGAUUUCGGCCGCAUCUUGACUCUGACGUUGAUCGGGUCCUUCUUUGGUCUCUUCUACGCGGUGCCUCUUCGCAAGUUCUUCAUCGUCAAUGUUGCGCGAGAGCUGCGCCUGAUCUUCCCCACUGCAACUGCCACUGCCUUCACGAUCCGAUCGAUGCAUGCUGUCGGCUCGGGAGCGCAGGAGGCCAUUGCAAAAAUCAAGGCGCUGGGCUAUUCCUUCACUGGCGCCCUUAUCCUGCGAGUCGUCUCGGAUUAUGCCCUGGGCAUCCUCUGGGAUUGGCACAUCUUCACUUGGUUCUAUAUCUGGGGUGGAUAUAACAACUGGGCCAUCAACAUCGAAAACUGGGGCUGGUUUGUCGAAUGGACUCCAGCGUUCAUUGGCUCCGGUCUCCUUGUCGGUGUCAACGUCGGUGUAUCCUUCUUCGCCGGCAGCUUCUUCGCCUGGGGGUUCCUUGGCCCGAUUCUCGUCCACUACGGCCUCUGCAUCGGCAAGCAGCUGGCUCCCGGUGAUGAGAAGUGGGAUGCCGUGGUGACCUUCAACUCCAUGUCCGGCAUGGGCUCGCCCGGCUACGUCCCCAGCCCCCGUUACUGGUUCCUCUGGCCCGGCGUCAUGGUGAUGCUGUGCUAUUCCAUGGCCGAGUUCUUGGUCCACUUCAAGAUCAUCUGGUACGGCAUAAAGUACUCGUGGACCAACAUCGCCACCAGCCUGCGCGACACCCUCGCAAAGCGCGGCAAGAGUAGCCCGUUCCUCGACAAGCAGGCCGCCAGGACCUCGGACGAGGCGAUGGUGGUCGAGGAUUUUGCUACCCCGGAGCAGCAGGUUGCCAACUGGGUUUGGGCGAGCGGUGCCAUCGCCGUGUUGAUCGUGACUUGCAUCAUCUGCGAGGUCCAGUUCCAUAUCAACGCCGGUCUCGCCAUCCUAGCAUCCAUCCUCGGCAUCAUCUUCUCCUUCCUCGCGAUCCACGGCUCCGGCGUCACCGACAUCACACCGCUGACGGCAUCAGCCAAGGCAUCACAGCUCGUCUUCGGCGGCGUGACGACAGGCCAAGGGAUGGAAAUCAAGGUAGCGCAGAAGGCCAACCUGAUCGCGGGCGCCAUCGCAUCCGCCGGCGCCGACAUGUCCAACGCUCUGACCAGCGACUUCCGGACGGGGUUCCUGCUCCGCACGCCGCCCAACCUGCAGUUCUACGCGCAGGCCGUCGGCACGCUCGUGGCCAUGUUCCUGGCCCCUGGAAUCUUCAUCCUGUUCGCGUCAGCGUACCCGUGCAUCGUGUUCCCCGUGGACGACGAGCCGUGCCCGUUCCUAGCGCCGUCGGUCAGCGCGUGGCGCGCCGUCGCAGAGGCCGUCACCCUACCCAACAUCCCCAUCCCGCUGUCGUCGGGCAUCUUUUCCAUCGUGCUCGGCGUCGUCGCCGUGCUGCAGGUCCUCGCGAAGCGGAGGUGGCUCGUCGGGGAAAGAGAGAAGUACCGCGUCUAUCUGCCGAACUGGAUGGCCGUCGGCGUGGCUUUCGUCCUGCCCGCCACGCAUUACGCUACCGCUACCAUGACGGGCGCCCUCAUCAGCCACUUCUGGCUCAAGAGGAAUCCCCGGUCGUUCGACUUGUACUGCUACGCCAUCGCGGCGGGGCUCAUGGCCGGUGAGGGACUUGGCGGCGUCAUCAAUGCCGCGCUGCAGCUGGGUAAUGUUAGUGGGUCUGUAUAUGGGACGAAUGUCGGCUGCCCGCUGGAUUCGUGCUGAGGAUGGGGCAUGGUGGUGUCGAUUUCUCCUUUUCCUCCCCCCUUCCUCUUCUUUCUCUCGUUUGUUUUGUGUGUUUGCCUGUCCUUUCAGCAGCAUCGGGAGGAGACAAUGUGAUAGAGAUACCUUUGUUGAUCCGUGUAGCCACUGUAGUCCCCGUAGUAAUUAUACGAACAUAUGGACUGUCUU
This is a messenger RNA of Phialemonium atrogriseum, 2829 nucleotides long. Its product is annotated as OPT oligopeptide transporter protein-domain-containing protein. Gene Ontology annotation, cellular component: fungal-type vacuole membrane. The record is from RefSeq and is a predicted model, not a curated record. Lineage: Eukaryota; Fungi; Ascomycota; Sordariomycetes; Cephalothecales; Cephalothecaceae. The coding region runs from base 382 to 2643 and encodes 753 amino acids. The transcript is spliced from 6 exons. Gene Ontology annotation, molecular function: oligopeptide transmembrane transporter activity.